GAUAUAGUCAUGUCUCUCUUCUCCAACUCCACUUCUCUUUAUUCCCUUUGACUCAAAUAUGAAGUCUCAAAAAAUAAAAGUAGAUUUUUGUAAACUUAUUCUAGUAGUGGAAAGAUAGUUAUUUUAUUUUUUAUUAGAAGAAAAAAAGUAAUAUUCUAUUGUUGAAAUAUUCCAUUUCCCUCUAAAGUAUAAUAAAUAAAAGUGCAGUGAAAAUUCAUAAAUGUAAUACCAGUGCUUUAGUGCAAAUCAAUUAAGAACAUUGCGAUAAACAUGACAUUGAUAAAAGAUGAUAUUAUCAAGUGACAGAAGUCGAAGACUAUUUCUGAUGAAUUUUAAUAAUGUAAUUUUAGUACUUCUGUGACAAAGGAAUAGUUUUGGAGAAAAUGAAAAUUAAUUAUAAACAACUGCCAAUUAAGGCUCACUACUUUUGUUUCAUGGCAGCAAUGGGUCCAAUUCUUCCAUUCAUGAGCGUUUAUGGAAAGAAACUCGGUGUUUCUUCUAUUGUUAUGGGCAGCAUUACGUCUGUGCUACCAAUAUUAUUUUUACUGGCAAAACCAAUUUUUGGAUUUAUCGUUGACUAUUUUCAAGAAUUUCGAAAAUCGAUAUUUAUAAUUUUACUGGCAAUAACAAGUACUUCGUUUAUAUUGCUUUACGUACUUCCUCCACUAUCUGGACCGCAUUUCUUAAAAACUCAAUUUGAAAAUAUUUCCAUGGCAGAAAUUGAUUUUUGUAAUUCUGUGAUAAUACAUCCCACAAAAGAAUGUAAUAAUGGAAUGGAAACGAAUUGCAGUUGGUAUUGUGAAAAUGGGUCAAAUUUCACAUCUCGAAUGUAUUUUCAUUCUUCGAAAAACGUUGAUUUUAAAAGCAAUUCGUCAUGUUUUGUUUCAUUAGUUUUGAAUAUGACUAAAAAUUCAGAUCUAUUGUGCAAUAUCGAUUGCGAAAAUUUCUCAACCGAUUGUCUCUAUGCUUCAUCAACAUUUUGGGGAUUUGUUCUAUUAUUGUCUAUUGGAAAUAUUGGAUUUAAUGUUGCAAAUUCAAUAAGCGAUUCAAUUUGUUUCGAUAUUUUGGGAAAUGGAGGAGAAAUGAGUUACGGACGACAACGUGUUUGGGGAACACUUGGCUUUGGAAUAACAGCUUUUUUAUCAGGUUAUCUUAUUGAUGUGUGGUCUAUCGACGAUGAUUUAACAUCAUAUUCUCCAGCGUUUGUUCUCAUUUUCAUAUUUUGCCUCGCUGACUUAUUAUGCUGUCUUAAAUUAGAGUUACCAGUAAUAUCAGGAACAGGAAGCAUUAUGAGGGAUGUAUUCCAAUUAAUAAGAAUGAAACCAAUUGCAAUUUUUCUUUGCUUUGCAACAAUAGCUGGAAUUAUUGACAGUUUUCUUAUUUACUUUUUAUUCUGGUAUCUUGAAGAUUUGGCUACGGCGUCAGAUCAAAAACAGCACAUUAAAUUAAUAGAAGGUCUUAUUGUUGCAGCAGAAACAUUAGGAGCUGAAAUUAUAUUUUUCUCCUUAUCUGGUAAAAUCCUGAAAAAAUUUGGAUAUGGAUACAUUUUUACUUUUUGCUUUGCCUCUUAUGCUCUGAGACUUGGAUUAAUUUCUCUAAUUAAAAAUCCAUGGUGGGUCAUUUUAGUAGAAUUUUUCAUGCAAGGACCAAGUUAUGCAUUGUGUUAUACAUCUAUUGUGGCUUAUGCGUGUGCAAUUGCACCACCUGGUACUUCCGCGACUGUUCAAGGAAUUGUAGCUGGAAUGGACGAUGGUUUCGGUUUUGCAAUUGGCAGUUUAAUAAGUGGAAUAUUGUACAAAAACUUUGGCGGUGUAAUUACUUUGUGGAUUUUUACCUUAUUAGCCGCUUGCACUUCUGUCUUAUAUUUUAUAGUUUACAUCACAUACUUAAAACAUACAAUUCCAGAGACAGGUACAAAGAAGAAAAUUACUCUGCAAACUCAAGAAGAUGAUGUGACACAUAAUGAGAACUUAAUACAAGAAAAUACAGUACAAAUGAACUAUUCUUAAAAAUUGAAUAAUUUUAUUUAAAAUUAAUCUAAAAAUGAAGAAAUCAAAAAUAUAUUUUAUUUAAAAAACUA
Molecule: messenger RNA, 2080 nt
Organism: Leptopilina heterotoma
Lineage: Eukaryota; Metazoa; Arthropoda; Insecta; Hymenoptera; Figitidae
Product: major facilitator superfamily domain-containing protein 6-A
Exons: 10
Coding region: 384-2009 (541 amino acids)
Cellular component (GO): membrane
Source: RefSeq, a predicted model, not a curated record